CAAUUCUCUUUUUCACUUUACAUAGCAAAACCCUAGUAAAGAAAUUGAAAAUAUAUUUAUUGUUGAUUGGUCUCAUCAAAAUUUCUACAAAUGGUACAUUUGCAGCAGGAUAUAGGAAAAAGAAAAACGGCGCUAAAGAAGGAAAAGAAGAGUGUGGUAAAGUUUAUGAGUGUAGGUUUUGUUCCCUCAAGUUCUGCAAAUCUCAAGCUCUUGGCGGACAUAUGAACCGCCACCGCCAAGAGAGGGAGACAGAAACUCUGAACCGGGCUCGUCAGCUCGUCUUCAAUAACGAUAACCUAAUUGCUCCCCCUCACUUAGGUUGCCAGCCAAUUCCUCACGGAGUUGGAGGUUAUCAUCACCAAGCAGGAAAUAUUGGUACUGAUCCAACACUCUCAUAUAGACCACCGCCACCACCAGUUUAUCCAACAAGGUUAUUUUCCGGCAACUCUACCACCCUCUUGCCACCAGGACAACCACCACAACCACCUCAUCAACCGCCGUACAUGUACCCUUCUCCGCCGCGUCUCCUCUCCUUUUCUUCUCAAUAUCCAACCGGCCAUUCAAACGAUUACUUUGUUGGCCAUGUUCUUUCUGGAAAUUCACACUCAUCAACUCUUAAUAACUUCAUGGGAUCAGCUUUACCUGAUGAUAGUAACAAUUACACUUGCAUUGGUGCACCAAUAGGACAUGGACUUGGACUUGGCAAUGGAAGUAAUAGAGGCACAGAAGGGCUUAAUAAUAAUGGAUUUUAGUACUCUCUUCGUUUAAGUUUAUGUGAACUUUUUCGGGUUUGACUAAUAUUCGGUAGAAUUAAUAGAGGGAGUAGUUCUUUCUUGUGCCUUUUCCCUUGUGCUAUGUUUUUUUUUUAUUUUGUUCUUCCAAGUGAGAGACUAAGUGCUAGUCUUAAUGAUCUUUUUAUGUAAUGUUGAGAGAGGAGGGUUGAAAAGAGAAUACCAAAAAACAAACUGACAAAAUGGGGUCAAGGAAAAGAGAGAGAAGUUUUUGGUUUUUCUACAGGUUUGGAAACAGCUUUUGAGCCAUUUGCUACUCAUACUCUAGCUAGAUAUCUAGUUUGGCUUUAAGCUAAGGGGAUUUGAUUGGAGAGUAACUAUAUGGUUUGCUUUUACGUACAACAAACCUGUUGUAAAUGGAACUAGAUUUUCAAGGGUUUUGCUCCUCUACAUGGGACAACAAAGUUAGAUUUCAACUGAAAGUUAAAA
Messenger RNA from Nicotiana tabacum (common tobacco), 1220 nucleotides. NCBI's taxonomy places the organism in Eukaryota, Viridiplantae, Streptophyta, Magnoliopsida, Solanales, Solanaceae. The record is from RefSeq and is a predicted model, not a curated record.